AUGCCUUCGGCUGAACCGACAGGGAGCUCCCCCAACCACAAUCCAGAUAGCAAAUCAUUGGGCUCUAUCAAUGUUGAUAGAACAGACUCGCUCUCUUCUGAAAUCAUCCACACAAAGGUGAAGAGACGAUGGACCUCAUACCUAUGGGACACUUUGGACAAGUCGCCAGAAGAGAGACGGUUUCUGUUCAAGCUCGACGCAGUGCUUCUUUCAUUCGCUUCGCUGGGGUAUUUCAUCAAAUAUCUAGACCAAGUCAACAUCAAUAAUGCUUUCGUUUCUGGUAUGAAGGAAGAUCUUAAUCUUUUCGGAAAUCAGCUGAAUUACAUGCAAACUUGCUGGACUGUGGGAUACGUCAUUGGCCAAAUUCCAAGUAACAUCCUCUUGACUCGAAUCAGACCGUCCAUUUGGAUCCCGUCCUGCGAAGUCACCUGGGCCGUUUUGACAAUUCUCAUGGUCAAGUGUAACAAUGCACAACAAAUUUACGUUUUGCGAUUCUUCAUCGGACUUGCUGAAAGUACGUUUUAUCCUGGGAUGCAAUACAUCAUUGGAUCUUGUGCUAUUGGUACCAUGUUCUCGGGGUAUCUGAUGGCCGCUGUCUAUCAUCUUGGAGGCAAGGAUGGAUUUAAAGGUUGGCAAUGGCUAUUCAUCAUCAACACCGUCAUCUCUCUGCCAAUUGCUCUGGCUGGAUAUUUCAUGAUACCCGAUGUGCCUGAAAUUACACGAGCGUGGUAUUUUACAAAAGACGAUAUUGCAAUUGCCCAGAAAAGAAUGCAGCUUGAGGGUCGAGCAAACCGAGCUCCGUUUACCAAGAAGAAAGUGAAGAAGAUACUUUCCAGUUGGCAUAUAUACUUGCUUACAUUGCUAUACAUCUUCUUCAAUAACGGAAAUGGCGCCGCAUCUCAGCCUGCCUUUCAGCUGUGGCUCAAGAAGGAGGGUUACAGCGUCACCCAAAUCAACACCUACCCCACCAUCACCACUGCUAUUACUGUUGUUACGACAUUAAUCUACGCUCUUACAGUAUGGAAUAUUCCAAUUGGCUGGAAGUGGGCCUGCUUCUUCUUGGCUGGAUUUGGUGGAGGUAUUAGCGGUCUUACCUUUGCUUGGGCGCAUGAGAUCUGCACAGAUGACAAUGAGGAGCGAGCAUUGGUGACUGGAACAAUGAACGAAAUGGCUUAUGUGGUUCAGGCAUGGCUGCCACUGUUAAUCUGGCAGCAAGUUGAGGCUCCCGAGUAUCCAAAAGGAUACCCAACAUCCAUUGGAAUCGCUGUUGGAAUGAUAAUAAUGGCUUUCUGGAUCAAGUAUGCACACGGACGAGAGAAACGGAGGAAACAGGCCCAAGAGGAUGAAUCAACUUUGGGAAUAUCUACUGCAUGA
This is a messenger RNA of Trichoderma breve, 1374 nucleotides long. RefSeq names its product major facilitator superfamily domain-containing protein. Lineage: Eukaryota; Fungi; Ascomycota; Sordariomycetes; Hypocreales; Hypocreaceae. The record is from RefSeq and is a predicted model, not a curated record. Gene Ontology annotation, biological process: transmembrane transport. The transcript has 4 exons. Gene Ontology annotation, cellular component: membrane. The coding region runs from base 1 to 1374 and encodes 457 amino acids. Gene Ontology annotation, molecular function: transmembrane transporter activity.